Tachyglossus aculeatus (Australian echidna) is the source of this 720-nucleotide messenger RNA. Its product is annotated as olfactory receptor 14A16-like. Gene Ontology annotation, molecular function: G protein-coupled receptor activity; odorant binding; olfactory receptor activity. Gene Ontology annotation, biological process: G protein-coupled receptor signaling pathway. Gene Ontology annotation, cellular component: membrane. The record is from RefSeq and is a predicted model, not a curated record. The coding region runs from base 1 to 720 and encodes 239 amino acids. NCBI's taxonomy places the organism in Eukaryota, Metazoa, Chordata, Mammalia, Monotremata, Tachyglossidae. The transcript is spliced from 4 exons.
AUGGUCAACGUCACCACAGUGACUAGAUUCCUGCUACUGGGGUUCUUGAAGGUCCGGGAGCUGCAGCUGGUCCAUUCUACACUCUUCCUGAUGGUCUGCCUGGCGGCUCUGACAGGGAAUCUCCUCACUGUCACCAUCACUGUCCUCGACCAGCGCCUUCACACCCACAUGUACUUCUUCCUCAGGAACCUGUCCUUCAUAGACGUCUGUUACAUCUCCAUCACUGUCCCUAAGUCCACCCUCAACUCCCUCACAAACGUCAACUCCAACUUGCUGCUGGCUUGCACUGCCCACGUCUUUCUUGCGAUUUCCUUGGCGGGAUCGGAGAUGGCUCUUCUCACUGUCAUUCUGAUCGCCGUGUUGUACACUGCCAGUACUUUAUUCCUGUCCUUCUGCGGCCCCACCGAUGUCCACCAGUUCUUCUGCGACGGUCCCCAGUUGCUGAGGCUCACCUGUUCCGCUAGCCACAUCGCUGAACAUGUGAGAUUAGUCAUAGCCAUCUGCUUAAGUUUCCUCCACUUCGUGCUCAUCGUCAUCUCAUAUUUGUGCAUCUUCCGGGCCAUGCUAUCCUUCCAGCUGACAGGUUCAUGGGAGGUGUCCGGAUCCCGUGAAGCCCUGGGGCAGCUGCGGGAGCUGUGCUGUCUGUGGCUGAGGCCGGAACUGGAACUGCUGGUGUUGGGCCAGUUCCUGACCAUCCUGUCCACAGACACCCAGGCCUAG